This is a messenger RNA of Rotaria sp. Silwood1, 471 nucleotides long. NCBI's taxonomy places the organism in Eukaryota, Metazoa, Rotifera, Eurotatoria, Philodinida, Philodinidae. The record is from the annotation of a GenBank genome assembly.
AUGGUUACUUUAUUAAUUCCAAUUCGCCGUCUAUUAUUAUUUCUUGUCCUUAUUCAAUCAGUUUCUCUUUAUAAACUCUAUGCAUCAGACAAUACCCCUUUGCAUUUAUAUAGUGAUUCCUUGUCAUCUUCGUACGAUAAAGAUAUCGAUCAAGCAUUACCAAUAAAAAAUAUAGAAUAUAAUGAUGAUGAUGAUGCAGUUUUUGAUCCAAAUAAUGAUGAAAAUUUAAUAUCAUGGCUAUCAUUUAUAUCAAACAUGCAACAAUAUCAAAAACCUUCAUCAAAACGUUCGAUUUUUCCAAUGAAAUUUCGUUCAUCCAACAAUUUAGUACAACGUCGGAAUAAUCGACCACAUUGGAAUCCACUUGUAGCUGCAUAUAAACGAUGUGGUGAAUUAGCAACACAUGAAGAGCGCGAAUCAUGUUUCAAGGAUGCUGUUCAAAGGCUUUUUGUUUUUAAGUUACGAAAAUAA